Letharia lupina is the source of this 564-nucleotide messenger RNA. RefSeq lists its product as uncharacterized. Lineage: Eukaryota; Fungi; Ascomycota; Lecanoromycetes; Lecanorales; Parmeliaceae. The coding region runs from base 1 to 564 and encodes 187 amino acids. The transcript has a single exon. The record is from RefSeq and is a predicted model, not a curated record.
AUGAGCAUCCGCAUCCUCGACCACAACGGCACCGCCCUUCAGCUCUCAGCACGCAUGAGCGCCGACUUCGAAGCGGAAUUGCGUCGCAUCGGAGAAGCACCAGCCCCGCCCACCCUCAACCUCUGGGUUUCGAACCAGACACCCGACGAGCUACUCCAGAUCCUGAAACGCAUGCCGGGCCGUCCAGCUGAUGAAAGCGCACGGGGUGGGGUUCAGGAGCUGCAGUCUGAGAUUUCGGUUCCGGAAGAUAGCGAUAGGGAUACUGCGGCAGGACACCAGGUCGGAGACCCGAAGUCGGAUAUUCAAGCGGUCGGACUGCCCAGUAAGCCUGAUUAUGCCGCCGGGACUGGUACGUUGUGGGCCAGCGGUGGUGUGUAUAAUAGUGUCUAUCAGCGCGAAACUGGGCACAUCAUGGCUGACCCUGGCGGACUGGGUGAAUUGGUGGUGAGGGAUGGGAAGAUGGUGAAUUUGCGGGAUGAGCAACGGGAGGAACUGGGAAAGGCAAAGGAGAGAGAGGAUCUGGAGAGAGAGCGCCAGGAGAGAAAGGAUGGAGAGAGUAGGUAG